Messenger RNA from Centropristis striata (black sea bass), 4185 nucleotides. RefSeq names its product septin-7-like. NCBI's taxonomy places the organism in Eukaryota, Metazoa, Chordata, Actinopteri, Perciformes, Serranidae. The coding region runs from base 275 to 1564 and encodes 429 amino acids. The record is from RefSeq and is a predicted model, not a curated record. Gene Ontology annotation, molecular function: GTPase activity; molecular adaptor activity; GTP binding. The transcript has 13 exons. Gene Ontology annotation, cellular component: septin complex; cell division site; septin ring. Gene Ontology annotation, biological process: cilium assembly; cytoskeleton-dependent cytokinesis.
CAUUUGGUUUGUUUGCCUUGUUAGGAAAACGGUCGUUGGAGCAUUUUUUUCUUGACUGUGCUACAUCUGGUUGUAGUGUCCGUCAGCGGCCAUAUGUAAUUUAACUUCAUUCAUUCGUUUACAGACGCACCUAGGUUCAUUUUGUUUAAACCGAGCGACGGUUUCUAGGGUGAAAAGUCGCGUAUUUCUAUCCGCUCCGUCAUUCUUUGGGACGUGAAUCAGUUUAUGCCUCGGUGACUGUCCGUUUCAGGCUGGGUUGUGACAGCAUAGUACAAUGAUCGAGCGACCAGAGACUGCGGUUCCCAGCAUCGCUCAACGGAACCUAGAGGGCUAUGUGGGCUUCGCUAAUCUCCCCAAUCAGGUGUAUCGGAAGUCAGUCAAAAGAGGAUUCGAGUUUACUUUAAUGGUUGUAGGUGAAUCUGGUCUCGGGAAGUCAACACUCAUCAACUCUCUGUUCCUGACUGACCUGUACUCCAAGGACUACCCUGGGCCCUCCCAGCGGAUCAAGAAGACUGUGCAGGUGGAGCAGUCCAAAGUGCUGAUAAAAGAAGGAGGCGUCCAGCUUACACUCACCAUUGUUGAUACUCCAGGAUUUGGGGAUGCAGUGGACAACAGCAACUGUUGGCAGCCAGUCAUUAACUACAUCGACAGUAAGUGCGAGGACUUCCUGAAUGCAGAAUCGAGAGUGAAUCGCAGAUCCAUGCCAGACAACAGAGUCCACUGCUGCCUAUACUUCAUAGCGCCCUCUGGACACGGUCUGAAGCCACUGGACAUCGAGUUCAUGAAGAGACUCCAUGACAAAGUCAACGUCAUCCCUCUUAUUGCAAAAGCCGACACUCUGACCCCAGAGGAGUGCCAGCUCUUUAAAAAACAGAUAAUGAAAGAGAUACAGGAACACAAAAUCAAAAUUUAUGAAUUCCCAGACACGGAGGAUGACGAGGACAACAAGCUCAUCCGAAAGAUUAAGGAAAAGAUGCCACUGGCAGUGGUCGGCAGCAACGUGGUAAUCGAGGUGAACGGCAAGAAGGUCAGAGGUCGUCAGUACCCGUGGGGCGUGGCAGAAGUGGAGAAUGGGGAACACUGUGACUUCACCGUGCUACGCAACAUGCUGAUCAGGACCCAUAUGCAGGAUUUAAAGGAUGUCACCAACAAUGUCCACUAUGAGAAUUACCGUAGUAAGAAACUGGCUGCCGUCACCUGUAAUGGAGUGGACACUACCAAGACCAAGGGCCAGCUGACUAAGAGUCCUCUGGCCCAGAUGGAAGAGGAGCGCAGGGAGCACGUGAUGAAAAUGAAGAAGAUGGAGGCUGAAAUGGAACAGGUCUUUGAAAUGAAGGUUAAGGAGAAGAAGCAGAAACUGAAGGACUCUGAGGCGGAGCUCGAACGACGCCACGAGCAGAUGAAAAGGAACUUGGAGGCGCAGUACAAAGAGCUGGAGGAGAAGAGACGAGUGUUUGAGGACGAGAAGACCAACUGGGAGGCUCAGCAGAGAAUCCUAGAGCAGCAGAAACUGGAUGCCUCCAAGACGAUGGAAAAGAACAAAAAGAAAGGAAAAAUCUUUUGAAGAGACACGACCCGUUUCUUCAAGUUUUACACAAACUUUCCUCCAUUCUGAAGUUCACAUGUACUGUGGCCCUCCAAACAUACACUAGCAUAAAACACAUAAACAACAUUCCUCUGUGUCCCUUUUCUACACACACACACACACACACACACACACACAAGCCCACAUGCUCCUCUCUCCAGGGUUUUACUGUAUCCGAACUAUCCUUUCAUUUUCAUGGGGGAAUGCACGUUUUUGUGAAACUCUAUUUUCCUAUAUUUCCUGACAAAGAGGAGAAGCUGAUAUUCCUCUGAGCUACAGUACAGAGUCAACACAUGGCAGGGACCAUGCAUAGCCAUUUGUACACGUGUAGUAGUUGUAUGUCCUCUAGAUAUUCCAUAGAUCUGCAGAUAGACUCACUAUCCCUCUCCUCGACGCUCUUUCUUUUAUUCUUAUUCUUCUCAAACACAUUAACCACACAUUGAAACUAAACUGAGUCGUAAAGACCUCAGUGAGAGUCUGUGAAGAGAAGGAGAGUGUAUGUGUAUGUGAGUGAAGGUAACUGAGUCAGACGGCAGCUGAGGAGGGAAAGGUCUGCUCGGGGAAUUAAGUCCCAGUCAGCAUAAAACUGGCACAGUGAAAUGAUCAUUGAGUUUUGCAAAAAUUGGGGUUCUACAAGCUUUGUUAGGGCUGGACAAUAAGCUACUGUAACUGCCAAGUUAAUCUAAACAUGCAGCGCUAUUUAGUCAGAGGGGCUUUUUGGAAUUUAUUUUUGUAUUUUCAGUACUAGGCUGUUCUUGUUUACUCCUCAGUAGAUGGUGCAAAUAUGUUUCACGCUUAAGCAAAAACGUCUUUUUGACUAAAUUCACACUUUAAAGUUUACCGAUCUCAAUGCAAAAAAAUCCCCCAUUGCAAGCCCAAUCAAUGAUCAAAUAGCUAGUGUGACUGGGUCUUUAGGACAGUGAGUGGUGUGUUAAAGCAGGUGUGUUUACUUCCGUGAUGUGUUUGAGGUCAUAGAAACAGGUGCAUCUCAAUAAAUUAGAAUAUCAUAGAAAAGUUUAUUUAUGUCAGUAAUUCAAUUCAAAAAGUGGAAAUAACACAUUAUAUAGAUCCAUUACACACAGAAUGACACAUUUCAUGCCUUAAUUUAUUUAAGUUCUUGUAAUUAUAAUGAUUAUGGCUUACAUUAAAUGAAGACCUAAAAUUCAGUGUCUCAAAAAAAUUAAAUAUUACAAAAGAACAAUUUUAAAAAGUAUGUUUAAUAUGGAAAUGUUGGCCUCUGAAAAGUAUGUCCAUCAAUACUUGGUUGGGACUAUUUGACUUGAACUACUGGAAAUGGACUUUUUCAUGAUAUUCUAAUGUAUUGAGAUGCACCUGUAGCUGGUGUGACUGGGUCUUUAGGAGAGUCGUGUGUUAAAGCAGGUGUGUUUACUUCCAUGAUGCGUUUGAGGACAUAGAUGCUGUCUGAUCUGAACCGCAGACAGAAGAAGGGAGAUAAGAAUUGUGUUUAACAGCAGCCAGAAUAUUGUCAUUGCAGUGUGUGUUUCCUAUCUAAAUAGAAGACAUUAUGCAAAAUACAAAAGCCUCAUUGGUGUCUACAACUUUACAGGUGACAAAGAUUACAAAGAUGUUUAUAUUGUGAUGGAUGUUGUCAUAAAUCUGAACCCUGAUGUCCGGCUUUUUGUGAUGUUUUCCCUUUGGGAUAAUUUAUCAAAAACCUGAAAUAUUCCUUUAAUCUUCCUUUCUCCCUGGACUCUCCGGAAAGAUAUCUGUUUGGAGAAGUUUCGCCAAUUUAGCCAUAGCUUUGUUUCUGACUUCACUUUCAAAUAUUACACAUAAAUAACUCCCCUUCUGUUCUUCUCUCAAACAGAAUCUGUAAAGUCCAGGUCUCAGUUGAGUCAGAAAGAGUUUCCAUUUUAUCCGUUUUAUUUUCAUAUGUUAAUAGGACUAUAUGUAAGGUUGAAGAACGACUGCUUAAAUCCCUUGUAGUUUUCUUAAAUGACUCAUAAAGUAAUCUGUUAUUUUAGUAAAGCUUCUCAGGCUGCUUGCAGUCUAAAUGGUGCAUUUAAAGCAAAAUCCUAAAGGGAUGACCCUUACACCUGCAGCACAUUAAAUAUUACCUGUAUGGAUCUGUUCAUGAUGGAAAUGCUUAUAUUGUGUACAUACUGGAGGCUGCUCAGUGGCCUUUUUCUCUUUUGUUUAUUUUUUCAGAUUAUUAUAUCCCAGGAAUAACAGCAGAACUUGUACUCAGAAUUAAACCUUAUUAUUAUUAUUAUGUAAAACUUGUCUUAAGAAUACACAAAUACAUUUCUCAUACAUUACACACACAUGUACUGUGUGCAUCUAUGCCAAUGAGUACACGUUCUCAGGACCGCUCUGUUAUGCUCUAUUUUCUCUUUAAGUCCAGAGAAAAGCUGUUCAGUGGUCCUACAGGUUAAAACAGUGAAAUUUUCUUUGAAUUACUUGUGAACCACUCACCCUUCCAAUAACACCAAGUAAACAUAGACAUGAGUUUAGGUGGAUUUUUAAUACUUUCUUUUUUUUGUAUGUACACUGUUUACUGCAUCUCUUCUUUGUUUACCAUGUGUUCUGUCUCUAACUGUAUAUGGUUAAUAUUAAAGUUGACAAUGGUUAUGCUUUAA